Uranotaenia lowii is the source of this 1079-nucleotide messenger RNA. RefSeq names its product dimethyladenosine transferase 1, mitochondrial (gene mtTFB1). Gene Ontology annotation, molecular function: rRNA (adenine-N6,N6-)-dimethyltransferase activity; mitochondrial transcription factor activity. The record is from RefSeq and is a predicted model, not a curated record. Gene Ontology annotation, biological process: transcription initiation at mitochondrial promoter; rRNA methylation. Gene Ontology annotation, cellular component: mitochondrial matrix. NCBI's taxonomy places the organism in Eukaryota, Metazoa, Arthropoda, Insecta, Diptera, Culicidae. The transcript has a single exon. The coding region runs from base 1 to 1029 and encodes 342 amino acids.
AUGUCAUCAUCAUUCGUUGCUAAAUCCCUGGUUCCCGCGAGCGGCGUGCGCUUACCUCCGCUGCCUACUAUUCGGGAUCUAGUUCGGCUCUACAAGUUGCGCGCCAUCAAACAAUUAUCGCAAAACUUUCUCAUGGAUGAAAAUCUGACAGGGAAAAUUGUGCGAUCUGCCGGAAAUAUUAAGGACAAAUACGUAUUGGAGGUUGGCCCAGGACCCGGUGGUAUUACAAGAUCCAUUAUUCGCAAGUUUCCUCGUCAUCUGGUUGUGGUGGAAAAGGACAGACGAUUUUUGCCCACGUUAGAACUGCUGGCAGAUGUUUCCAAAGAUUAUCUUCAAAUGGAUAUUGUGCGUGGAGACAUAUUGGACUAUCCUACUGCGGAGGCAUUCCCAGAUUGCCCUAAAUCAGAUUGGAAUGGAAAAAGGGCACCUAUAAACAUAAUCGGAAAUUUACCAUUUGCCAUUUCCACAAGACUGCUCAUAAAUUGGCUACGCGAUAUCAGUCUUCACAUUGGUGUCUGGAAUUUGGGACGAGCCAGUUUAACUUUAACUUUCCAAAAAGAAGUGGCCGAGAGAAUAGUUGCCCCUAUGCUUUCCGAAUACCGAUGUCGGUUGUCUGUUAUGAAUCAAAUCUGGAGUCGACCGGAAUUGAAAUUUAUUAUUCCUGGACAGGCUUUCGUACCCAAACCGGAUGUCGAUGUAGGGGUCGUCACGAUUGUUCCGUUGAAAACGCCUCUCACCACAGUUCAUUUCGAUAUUGUUGAGAAAGUUGUGCGACAUAUUUUUUCCAUGCGUCAAAAAUAUUGCCGCCGUUGUGUUUCCAAUUUGUAUCCGCCGGAUAAGCGAGAUGAACUAACGCAGUUGACGUUUCAAAUGGCGGACGUAGAUCCGUUGGCUCGAUCGUUUCAACUUUCUACCGAGGAGUGCCUUCGAAUAGUUGAGGCGUACGAUCAGUUGGCGUUAAAGCAUCCAGAACUCCGCAAUUAUGAUUAUAGAGCUCCCAAAGCUCAGAUGGUAGAUGAAGGGCACUGAAUUAACACGAAUGAUGUGAUUAGUAAAUAAACUAGACAUAAAGAAUAAAA